This is a messenger RNA of Hemisphaericaspora subhashii, 3045 nucleotides long. RefSeq lists its product as uncharacterized. The transcript has a single exon. NCBI's taxonomy places the organism in Eukaryota, Fungi, Ascomycota, Pichiomycetes, Serinales, Debaryomycetaceae. The record is from RefSeq and is a predicted model, not a curated record. The coding region runs from base 1 to 3045 and encodes 1014 amino acids.
AUGAAAGGGCAAUCAACUUCAAUUCGAAAGAUGAACAAAGAGCUGCAUAAAGACAAGAUCUCUCAAUUGCAUAAUCUCACCCGGAAAUUGAAAUCAAAAUAUACGAAUAACAUACUUAAUGAAAUAUAUGAAUUAUUAUACCCCAUCGCAAAUGAAUCAAUUGAUCCCCAAGGUUUGAAAUAUUUAUUACAACAUGAUUUUACUACAACGGUGCUUUAUAAACAAUUAAACAUUGAUGUGACUAAUAAUUACUUGGAAGUUUUGUUAGGAUUGAUAACCAAUGAAAUAAGUCUUUUGGAUAUCUUUAUUGAACAUAAUGAUUUUCUGGCGUUGUUUGAUAGAUUGAUUGGGAUAUGUCAAGAUAUAAGUUUUACGAAUUAUAGAUUUAAGAUUUAUACUAUUCAACUCAUAAGUAUGAUGUUGACUCGUAAGACAGGAGAUGUCUCUGGGUUGGUAGUUCCGAUGUUUGGGAUUCAUAUUUGGAGAAAUUUGAAACAUAGUGAAGACUUCUUACCUAAAGGAUUAAAAGUAGAAUAUAAUUCCGAAAUCUAUUCGUAUGAAAAUUUGCUGGCUGCAGAAAGAGCCAGUUAUAACUUGAGAUCACGAUGGUUACUACAAUUGUUAAAAUCAUAUCUACUAGAAGAAACUCCAAUCCCGUUUAGAGAAUCAAUUGUGAAAUUCUUGUUGUUCAUACUGAGACAUCCAAAGUAUAACUCAUUCAUUAUUCCAUUCUUGAAAUCUAUCCAAGUCUGUUCAUUAUUAAGAGUUGAAUCAACCAACAUAAUUAACGAAUAUAUUGACAUUUUGCAACAAUCUCUCACUGAAGGCGAAUCUAUUGCUGACUUUGCAGUUUUGCAACAGUCCAUUAUUGAAUCAUUUCCUGAAAACAAAACGUUGGUAGAUCCUAUCAUGUCCUUUCCAUCAAGAUAUAAUUGUACCGAACAACAAAUACGGGAACUAUUACAGGUUUUAUCCAUUGAGGAUAUUCAAAAACUUACAAAUUUCCACUAUUCUUCGAAAGAAAUUUCCAAUUUUCAAAUUUUGAUACCAGAUAAUAGUAAAUCAUCAAAACAUAUCCAGAUUGAUAUAAUCCUAUCCCGAUUCUUCCCAAUUGAGAAAUCAACAUAUUCAAUCUCCCACUCCUUCUGGCAAAAUUUCGAUGAUUCAAAUAACCUCAUCAAUACCAACCUAGUCCUCCCAAGUAAUUUCCGAAAUUAUACAGACCUCGAAACCUCCAUAACAAUCGACACAUCCAGCAAAGCCAAGAUCGAAUUGUAUAACCAUUUAAAUAAUGUCAUGUCCAGGAUUAAAAUAGAUGGGAUUAAUCGAUAUAAAGGCACAAGCAAAUAUUUGAUCAAGAUAAAAUCGAUUGAUUGUUUGGAAAGGAAUAAAUAUCGAAUAGUUACAAAUUCACCAAUCCCAGACCAGAAACAUAUUGUUAUUGCCUUGAUUGAGAUAUGCAAACCUGAUAAUAGCAGUUCGUUCAAGAGAUUGGGAAUACGGAGGAUGGAAUUGAUUCGUGCAACCAGAGAAACCAAGACUAUUCUUGCGUUUGAGAGUAGACGGAAGUUUGAAUCUGUGGAGGAUUUUAAACAAUUUGUUCUAUUUCCUGUCUCUGAUUCAUUGGAAUAUCUUGAAUAUAUGAAAUCGUUGAAAGAACUGAAAUUUGAUGACAGAGAUUGGACGUAUGAUUAUUUGGUGAAAUCUAAGGUUGAGGAUAGUAUUGAACCGGAAAGAAAGAAGCGAAAACUUGAUCCUUCCCAGCCUAAGAAGGACGUGCUAGAGAAGCAACAGCAAGGGAGUAUACAUAUUUAUAAAGCUUCUAGAUUUGCCGAUAUUGAAGCACAAAUUGAGAGUUUGAAAACUUCCAAUGGUAGAAUAUUGAUAUUAACUCCCUCACGAAAUGUUGUGGAUCAGUAUCAAACCAGCAAUAAUCAAGACCCAACUAUCCGUUUUAAGAGUCAAAAAUGUUUAUCGGAAUUAAUUCAAUUUUGUAACCAAAGACUCGAAGAAUUCCAAUCGGGGCUAGGGAUUAAAGUUAAUCCUUUGGAAAAAGUAUGGGAAAUGGAACUAGAUGAAAUACAUAACAAAAUCGCCAAAAUAUGGGACAACGCCAAGGAAGGCACUUCUCCAUUUGACUUCUUUUCGGAGAAAGACGAAAAGUCUGAUUCAAAAUCACAACUUGAAUCCAUUAAAAAGGACCUAGCAUUAAUGAGGAAGCUUCAACCAGUUUCUGGAAUGAAAGGUCAAGACAUGCAAAAAGCUUGGAAAUAUAUCUUCAAUACCUUCAGUAUAAUAAUCACCAUUGAAGAUUUUAAACAACUCAUAGAAUCGGAUACUAAGAUUAUGUCAUUUGAUUCGGUCAUAUUUUGGAACUGUAAAUCAACGGCACUUCCGAUCGUACUUGAUAGCCUUCCCCAAAAGAUUACGAAUAUUGAAAUAAUCGGAGGACAAUUGUUGGAAUAUUUCCAAUAUCUUCCCAUUCAAACAUUAUCAGCACCAAAAACAACUCCAGAGAAGAAUAAAUUCAAUGCCGGGUUUUCGAAAGAAUUUGAACUUAUUGAAGCGGAAAAUCAAAUCGAAGAAGCCGAAUAUUGCAUUCUUUUAUAUUAUUAUAUGAGAUCAAUAGGAUAUCCUGGGGAUGAAAUUGCGGUUUGGGUAUGUUGCAAAAGACAAGAAUUCUUAAUUAAAGAGAUUUUUAAUUCAAAAUAUCCGGAGUGGAAGAAAAAAUAUAAUAUCCCAGUUGUAAUUUAUAAUGAAGACGGUGUUCAUGAUUUUGACAGGUUUAAAUAUUCGAUUGUUUCUCUAUUUAGUGAUGGGGAUUAUAAGGAAGUUGAUUUGAAUGGGAGAUUGGGCAAUUAUUUCGUUAGUAGUGAUAUUAAGAAUGAUAAGAAUUAUUUUCAUCAGGCUGCUGGGAUUAAGAAACAUUUGCUAUCGGUUCAUCCGCUGGAAAGAUAUGGUGAUGUCAAGAGAGGGAAAAGUAUUAAGAUAGUUCAUAAUUCUCGAGAAUUAGAAAAAAUAGUGGAACAGUUAUCUGAGAAAUAG